AUGGCCGACAUAACUAAUCCCAUCCAGACACCUGCUGAAAUGCAGAAUCCUGCUGUCGAAGCAUCAAAUCAGGCAGAUACCAUAUCCGAGAAUGGACUGGCAAGAGACUCCGUCAUCGAGGCUGAUACUACACGAUGCUUCUACUGUGAUCGUCCCCACAAUCUCUGCGGAACUCUCGAGUGCGAGUUGUUGCGCAAGACCGCACUGCUCGAGAGAUACGAAGGAGUCAUGGUUGAGAAAAAUGAAGUCAUCGAGACUCUACGAUCUUUUGCACAACAUCUGGACCACCAACUGUCACAAGAACAUGAGGCGAAACUGUCUCUGCGCGACCAGAUGACAGAGGCUGAGCAGUCUACGGCCGCACUCACAGAGGAGCUUCACAGGAAGACAGAGGAGCUUGACAGCAAGACAGUCAUCAUCCAGAAACUCAAGGAACAGAUGCGCAAUGCCAGAGCUAUCCUACACGAGAUUACGUCUAGCAUGCGUGACGCAAGAUUCGAAGCUCUAUCCCAAAGCCAAGACAAUUGUGUAGGAGAAGGGCCUUCUCAGCAUCCAAACGAUUACGAGGAACCUUCAGCACACUCAUCUCAAGCGACUCCACCCCCGCAUGACAUUCCAAGUGUAGCCGCAGAACAACCUAUUCAGUGUACCCCCAAAUCGUCCGCUUCAAACGACACAGCAAACAACCCAGCAAACGACUCAGCACUCCCGACACUGAUCCUCUCAAUAAUAACCUGGGUCUGGUCUUUUCUAACCACCACCACCACUCGCGAUACCGACAUCCACAAAGAGCAACACCAUCCCAAGCCUUCAAGUCCAGAGAGCAAAGUAAGAGGCGAAAGACGGACAACCUACCAAGGAAAAGCUGUUACCAAAGCUCAACUAAAAUCCCGCAUGUUGGCCGCUGCAGCUGAGCAGAGUAUUAAGAGUGCGGAAUUCUUGGCUUUGAGAAAGAAACAGGAGCAAGAGGAACAGCAGUGGUUUGGGAAAGAGGUGCAGCUGAUGACUAGAGCGAGUGCGGAUGAGGAAGCAAGUACUCAUGAGAAUACUGAGGCUUGUUUGUAA
Molecule: messenger RNA, 1065 nt
Organism: Aureobasidium namibiae CBS 147.97
Lineage: Eukaryota; Fungi; Ascomycota; Dothideomycetes; Dothideales; Saccotheciaceae
Exons: 2
Coding region: 1-1065 (354 amino acids)
Source: RefSeq, a predicted model, not a curated record